Dermatophagoides farinae (American house dust mite) is the source of this 936-nucleotide messenger RNA. RefSeq names its product calcium release-activated calcium channel protein 1. The record is from RefSeq and is a predicted model, not a curated record. Gene Ontology annotation, biological process: store-operated calcium entry. Gene Ontology annotation, molecular function: store-operated calcium channel activity. Lineage: Eukaryota; Metazoa; Arthropoda; Arachnida; Sarcoptiformes; Pyroglyphidae. Gene Ontology annotation, cellular component: membrane.
AAAAUUUUCAUGAUAAAAUUAGAAUGAUUGAUUAAAAAUUUUUUCCCCCACCCAAAUUCUAAUCAUCAAAUUAAUAUUGAAUCAUGUCAGCAAUUUUAAGUGAUCAUAAUCUAGCCAUUUUAUCGUGGAAAAGGCUUCAUUUAGCACGUGCCAAAUUGAAAGCCAGUUCACGAACAUCAGCAUUAUUAUCUGGAUUUGCCAUGGUUGCUAUGGUUGAAUUACAGAUAACAAGCAAAGUGCCAAUGGGUCUAUUGAUAACAUUUACAGCAUGUACAACAUUAUUAGUAUCUGUACAUAUGCUUGCAUUGAUGAUAUCUACUUGUAUAUUACCAAAUCUAGAAGCAGUUGGAUCAGUUACAUCAUAUGAAUAUGGAUUAACAGCUGUACAAGAAUCACCACAUGAAAGGCUAAGAUUUUGUAUAGAAAUGGCAUGGUCAUUUAGUACGGUUUUCGGUAUAUUUUUAUUUUUAUUCGAAUUGGCCAUACUUUGUUGGGUUAAAUUAUGGGACAUUCAAUAUGGAAAAAAAGCAGCAUUGGUUGCAACAAUAAUGCUCAUACCGAUUGGUAUUAUAUUUAUUGGAUUUGCUAUACAUUUUUAUCAGGCAUUAGUUGCACAUAAAUAUGAACGUACUGAACGUAAUUAUCAAGAAUUGGAAUAUCUUGUCAAUCAAUUAAGUAGUCUACGUAGUGGUGGUGGUGGUGGUGGCGGUGCUGUCAGUGUUAAUGUUGAAAAUAUAAUCGAUGCAAAUAAUCAUGCCAAUUCAACUACGACAAUACCUAUUGAACAAUCAAUACCGAUUGUCGAACAAAAUAUGCCAAUGAAAUCAACGAUUCAAACAUCAACAGUAAUUGAAAGUAUUUAAACGAAAAAAAAAUCAAAGAUGGAGAAAUCAAUUGAAUUCGAACAUUCAAACAUUUGCGAAAAGCUUUGUCAUG